AUGUCAAAGUAUCUUGAACGACAGUUUAGCGUUGCACCAAGCAAAGCAGAUAUGUUGAUUAAUUGUAUAAUGAUUCCAAUGGCUGGAAUAGGUACAAUGUUCAGUGGUUUCAUCAUUCAACGAUUUCGUUUAGGUUGUGUUAAAACUUUAAAAUUUUGCAUAGCAUUACUAAUGUGUACGCUUAUCUUAUCACCAAUGUAUCUUGUUUAUUGUGAUCACGAUCCACUUGCUGGAAUUGAAGAGCAUUAUGAAAUGGACGUCGCUUCAAAUUCAGAUCAGAAUAAUAAUGCUACAGAAAUACUACCAUUUCUAAAAUCCACCUGCAGCCGUCAUUGUGACUGUGUUCCAAGUGAAUAUUAUCCAGUAUCUACUGAAUUUUAUAAUGAAAAAUUUGGAUGUCGGACUGUCAAGAAUGGAUUGUCAAAGUGCAGAGUGAAUCAAAAACAGUUGAUUAUGCUGAGCGUUCAUUUGCGCUUGGAAUUCAGUGGAUUUGAUGUUUGCUCCGGAAAACAAGGAAGCUGCAUGCUAUAUCAGAAUAAACUUUUGGCCGAUCUUUUUCUUACUUUCAGAGUGAUUGGUCAGACAAUUGCCAUGGUUUCUAAUUUGUACAUUAUUAUUUUUCUCAUCACAAAUGCGUGA
Messenger RNA from Brugia pahangi, 639 nucleotides. Lineage: Eukaryota; Metazoa; Nematoda; Chromadorea; Rhabditida; Onchocercidae. The record is from the annotation of a GenBank genome assembly.